This is a messenger RNA of Phanerochaete carnosa HHB-10118-sp, 954 nucleotides long. RefSeq lists its product as uncharacterized. Lineage: Eukaryota; Fungi; Basidiomycota; Agaricomycetes; Polyporales; Phanerochaetaceae. The record is from RefSeq and is a predicted model, not a curated record. Gene Ontology annotation, biological process: protein depalmitoylation. Gene Ontology annotation, molecular function: palmitoyl-(protein) hydrolase activity; carboxylic ester hydrolase activity. The transcript is spliced from 5 exons. Bases 68 to 790 code for a protein of 240 amino acids. Gene Ontology annotation, cellular component: cytoplasm.
CUCGGGCCUGUCUCUCAUAUCGCACAUAUAGCUGUUCUGUGAUAUUUGUGCAAGAUUCUCUAGAAAAAUGUCUUCCCCCAGUACAGGCAGCAGCGAUUUGGGUACGGAACCAGAGAUUCUCGACGUUCUUGAGGUCAAUCCGCCAGAUGACUUGCGCGGGACAGUAAUAUUUCUUCACGGUCUGGGCCAAAGCCCGCAGCAUUGGAAACCCGCCAUCCAGACCAUGGCCAGAAGUCUCCCUGGUGUGAAAUGGAUAUUACCACGAAGUCCUUCGAUUCCAGUCACCAUGAACGAUAACGAAACCCGGCCAGCGUGGUUUGACAUCGAAGAAUUACCUCCGACGAAUGAAAGCGGGUCAGAGAGCGUCUGUCGUCAAAUGAAUCGCGUUUUACGGAGCCUUGAACAGAUCGUCCACAAUGAGCUGCAUGGACGCCCCCAGAGUCCUGAGGUAGUCGUGGCCGGCUUUAGUCAAGGUGGAGCGACAGCCGUGAUGCUUGCCCUCACUAGUCUACAAGAACUCGGCGGCGUAGCUAGUCUGUCCGGAUGGAUCCCACACUGUAGCAGACAAGGCAUGCGACAGAUUGAACCCUGCUUGCCUGUCUUCUGGGGCCAUGGCGCUGAGGAUCGAGAGAUACCGCUCGCCAUAGGGCAGGAGUCUGUUCUGUUCCUGCAAGAUGAGCUGGGAUUUCCCGGUUCGAGGAUAACUUUCAAGUCGUAUGAAGAUUUGGAGCACGCUGUCUGUCCUCAAGAGAUGCAGGAUCUUACCGACUGGUUGAAAACUGUUCUUUGACGAAGACUCUUAUCUAUUUCUCUUCUGCUUUCCACGCCGACUGAUGUUAUCGAUUCCUACAACGCUAACCUUUCGUGUUGAGUAGGAUUAGCACGUUUUUAUGUCGAUUUGUGCAUUCCUUGUCGUAGUAACUGCUGGGAAGUGCUGCAAUGGUCUGUAUCCCG